Phacochoerus africanus (Common warthog) is the source of this 1307-nucleotide messenger RNA. It is a transcript of the gene RAB34, whose product is annotated as RAB34, member RAS oncogene family. Gene Ontology annotation, biological process: phagosome-lysosome fusion; endocytosis. Gene Ontology annotation, molecular function: GTPase activity; GTP binding. The record is from RefSeq and is a predicted model, not a curated record. NCBI's taxonomy places the organism in Eukaryota, Metazoa, Chordata, Mammalia, Artiodactyla, Suidae.
GCGGGGGCAGACAAUAUGAGUCAUGCCCUGGGCCUGGAGUUGAGGAGGGAAGCGCCGCCUCUCCUAGGGCCCCUUCUCUCCCCCUUUCCUCCCGCUGGUUCCUGGCACAACCAGAUGCUGCGCAGCAAUCACCGAUUCCCCAUCACCAGUUCGGCUGGAGCGCCCCGCAAAGCCGCAGGCAAGAUGAACAUCCUGGCGCCAGUGCGGAGGGACCGCGUCCUGGCGGAGCUGCCCCAGUGCCUGAGGAAGGAGGCCGCUUUGCACGUGCGCAAAGACUUCCACCCCCGCGUCACCUGCGCCUGCCAGGAGCACCGGACAGGCACCGUGGGAUUUAAGAUCUCCAAGGUCAUUGUGGUGGGGGACCUGUCGGUGGGGAAGACUUGUCUCAUUAAUAGGUUCUGCAAAGACACGUUUGAUAAGAACUAUAAGGCCACCAUUGGAGUGGACUUUGAGAUGGAACGAUUUGAGGUGCUGGGCGUCCCCUUCAGUUUGCAGCUCUGGGAUACCGCUGGACAGGAGAGGUUCAAAUGCAUUGCAUCGACUUACUACCGUGGCGCUCAAGCCAUCAUCAUUGUCUUCAACCUGAAUGAUGUGGCCUCCCUGGAACAUACCAAGCAGUGGCUAGCGGAUGCGCUCAAGGAGAAUGACCCUUCCAGUGUGCUUCUCUUUCUCGUGGGCUCCAAGAAGGACCUGAGUACUCCUGCUCAGUACGUGCUGAUGGAGAAGGACGCACUCAAGGUGGCCCAAGAGAUGAAGGCCGAGUACUGGGCAGUCUCCUCUCUCACGGGUGAAAAUGUCCGGGAAUUCUUCUUCCGUGUGGCGGCACUGACCUUUGAGGCCAACGUGCUGGCUGAGCUGGAGAAAUCAGGGUCCCGGCGCAUUGGGGACGUUGUCCGUCUCAACAGUGAUGACAGCAACCUCUACCUAACUGCCAGCAAGAAGAAGCCCACGUGCUGCCCAUGAAGGGUGAGGGGACUGUCCAGAGACUGCCCAGCUUCAGGGCGCUGUGCCACCUUGACUCUCCCAGAGCUUAACUCUCCAGGACAUUUGCACUGACUGUUUUUCCAGACCAAAGAACUGCCCCUUGGCAGUAUCCCCAGAUUGGUAGCUGGGACCAGGCGAGUCCUGUCCUCAGGCACCGUGCCAAAGACCUCCCUUGCCCCACCUCCAGGGGCCCUGCAGGCUGCUGUGGUGGGGAGGUGGGCCCUGCUGCUCUUGCUCAGCCUGCUGGGCCCUCUGGGUAUGAGGAUGCCUAACGGUUCCAGCCUCACACUGUGCCUUAUGCAUUAAAAUAUCCGUUAUUAGCA